AUGGAUUCUGCUUACAAUAAUCCCAUAAGACAAAGAAUUAAUAAAAUUUUCGAUAGUCAUAUACUAUCUGAUAAUACAGAUGCAUUACAUUCUGUGUCUGGAUUUUGUUCAACAAAUUCUGCAUACACAAGGCGAGUUAUCGUAAAUGAAAUUGAAAAAAAGGAUAUGUUAGUAAAUAAAACCGUUCUAACAGAAUACAAUAAAGUGAAAGAUAAGCUGCAAGUGUUACUCGACUCCCUGUCGUCUUUGGAUGUUGCAGUCAAAGAUAUGUCAAGGAGGCUAUCUGAUUCAAAAAACAAGACCCACCAUCUUAUAACUCAAACAACUAAGCUCAAAGACGAAAGGAAAAAGACGGAAAAGAAACAAGCAUGGGUAGAAGCAUUUGUCAAAGAAUUCCAGUUAUCACCAGAACAAAAUGAGUAUUUAUACAAUGUUUCAGUCAAAACUCCUUUAACACAUGAUUUCUUUGGAACAUUGUCUCAUAUAGAGAAAUUGUAUAGUAACUGUAAAACACUUAUAAAAUGUUGGCAUCAGACCUCUGCAUUUGACAUCAUGGAGACUGUUGGCUUACAACAAGAAGUUGCUAUUGAAAAACUGUAUCAUUGGACCAUUGGAGCUUGCCUCAGUACAGAUUCACCAAACAAUGCUUUGGUGCCUACUGCUUUGGCAAAAUUUCAGAAUAGGCAAGUCCUGUUUUCUAAUAUAAUUGAUGAAUAUAGUUCUGCUCGGAAAGCAACAAUAGUGCAAAUGUUUAUUGAUGCCUUAACUAAGGGUACAGAUGGUUCUAAACCAAUCGAAUUUUAUGCAAAUGAUGCUAAACGGUACAUUGGAGAUAUAUUAACCUGGGUGUACCAAGUAAUACCAAUAGAGAAAGAAAAUCUUGCUACUUUAUUUAAAUUCUGCAAUAUGCCUGAAAAAAAUCAACUUAUCAUAGAUGCUUUGACCAAUAUUAUGGAAGCUCUGUGUCCUCUACUAAAAGUCAGAGCAGAACUGAUAUUGAAGCCUGAUAAAGAUCCUCUUGUCUUGUGGUCCAUAACUAAUUUAAUCAUUUACUACAAAGAUGUAAUACAGGCUGUUAUAGCAAAUGGUCACCUAAUAAAGACAUUUGAAGAACUUUUGAAAAAAAGUGAAGAAGUUUUUGUUAUAACUUUGGAUAGCAAAAUUCAAAAGGAACUUAGCCAUGGAGUUAAAGCUCCACCAGUUGAUUUAAACCCUUCUAUAGUGGUAACAGAUUUGGUCAGUUUCCUUCGUGAUUUGUUGGCCAUUAUGAAUGUGUCCCACAAUAUAAAUACUGCUGACAGAAAAAUGAUAAUAACACACAUAUUAGACCCAUUACUACAUGCAAUAAAUGAAACUGCUUGCCAUUUAAGUUCUACUGACAUGUCAGUAUAUUUAUUGAAUUGUAUCUAUCACAUACAGUGCACCUUAUCACUGUACACAGUAAUGGAUGAAUAUAAUGAAAGGUUACAAGCUCAAUCUGAGGCUCAAAUAGAUACUUUAACUUCUGAGCAAGCCAGUUACCUGGUUGCUAAUUUGAAUUUGGGUCCUAUUUAUACUAUACUCCAAGAAAAAAUAAGUGGCCCUUUAUCAGCAAUACCUGGAAUGGAUACAUCAACAUUAAAAACAUUUCUUAACAAAUUUGAUAUGUUUCUAGUAUCACCAGAUGUAUAUAUGUUGCCUCAGCUGAAUUUACUAUUGAGUCAUACUCACAAGUCAUUAGUUAAAAAACGAGCAUUUGAAGUAAUAUUUGCUAUUUAUACUCAAUUAUAUCAAGCAGUUCAUGAUCCAUUGAACGGAUAUGCUGAACCACAUACUAUUGUUCGCAGAAAACCAGAAGAGGUCAACAAGCUACUUGUGUAA
Spodoptera littoralis (African cotton leafworm) is the source of this 1860-nucleotide messenger RNA. The record is from the annotation of a GenBank genome assembly. Lineage: Eukaryota; Metazoa; Arthropoda; Insecta; Lepidoptera; Noctuidae.